AUGUCGACCACAGAGACCGCCUCGCCUAUUGGCAUUGCCAAUCUCCCCAACCAGCGACACAAGAUUGUCGCGAAGCGGGGUGCGGCUUUCACAAUUAUGGUCGCUGGAGAGUCUGGUUUGGGAAAGACUACCUUCAUCAACACCCUGUUUUCUACCACCAUUAAAAACUACGCCGACCACAAACGCCGUCACCAGAAGCAGGUUGACCGCACUGUUGAGAUUGAGAUUACCAAGGCUGAGCUAGAGGAGAAGUUCUUCAAAGUUCGCCUGACCGUUAUUGAUACCCCCGGCUUCGGCGACUACGUCAACAACCGUGACUCAUGGCAGCCAAUCAUCGAGUUUUUGGACGACCAGCACGAGUCCUACAUGCUCCAGGAGCAGCAGCCCCGCCGUUCCGACAAGAUUGAUAUGCGUGUCCACGCUUGCUUGUACUUCAUCCGCCCCACCGGACACACCCUGAAGCCUCUCGACAUUGAGGUCAUGAAACGCCUGAGCUCCCGUGUUAACUUGAUUCCCGUCGUUGCCAAGGCUGACACUUUGAGCCACGCUGAUUUGGCCCGCUACAAGGAGCGAAUUCGCGCUGUUAUCGAGGCCCAGGGCAUCAAGAUUUACACCCCUCCCGUCGAGGAGGAUGACGAGCACGCCGCUACCCACGCCCGUAGCUUGAUGGCUGCUAUGCCUUUCGCCGUUAUUGGUUCCGAGAAGGAUGUCAAGACUAACGACGACCGUAUUGUGAAGGGCCGCCAGUACGCCUGGGGUGUUGCCGAGGUGGAGAACGAGGACCACUGCGACUUCAAGAAGCUCCGUUCGAUCCUGAUCCGUACCCACAUGCUCGACCUUAUCCACACCACCGAGGAGGCCCACUACGAGGCUUACCGUGCUCAGCAAAUGGAAACCCGCAAAUUUGGCGAGGCCCGUCCUCGCAAGCUCGACAACCCCAAGUUCAAGGAGGAGGAGGAGAACCUGCGCAAGCGCUUCACCGAACAAGUCAAGGUCGAGGAGCAACGCUUCCGCCAGUGGGAACAGAAGCUCAUUUCGGAGCGCGACCGGCUCAACAAAGAUCUCGAGGCCACCCAUGCUGCGAUCAAAUCGCUCGAGGGAGAGAUCGAGGAUCAGGAUGGUUUCGAGAAUUGCACUGGUGUUAACCUUCAGAACUUGCCAGGCCCCAUCAAUGCGGUGACCUUCUCCAGUUCCCCAGGCACAUACGUGCUCACAGGAUCAUCAGAUCGGGCUAUUCAUCUUUCGCGCGCUAUCCCAAAUGAUGCAGAAAAAUAUCCCACGGCUAUCGAAACCACCACCCCGAUCCAACGGUACGAGGCGCAUGGAUACUCCGUCCUCGACUUGGCUGUAGCCGCAGACAAUGCGCGAUUCACCAGCGUGGGAGGUGACAGAUCAGUACUUCUUUGGGACGUUGAGCAAGGCAUAACGACCAGGCGCUGGACCGGACAUACUAGCAGAAUUGAGGCUGUUCAAUUCGCAGGCGAGGGCGAUUCCGUAGUGGUCUCGGGUGGUGCAGAUACCAACAUUAAUCUAUGGGAUACUCGCUCCCAAUCCUACAAGCCUAUCCAAACACUCUCCGAUGCAACCGAUACUGUCUCAUGCCUACAUGUCCACAUGCCAACAUACUCCAUCGCUAGUGGGAGCUAUGAUGGCCAUUUGCGACUCUAUGAUGUCCGUAUGGGUACUAUGACGGCCGACGUUCUGGCUCAUCCAGUGACAAGCGUUCGUUGCUCGGAAGAUGGCAAUUCGCUGCUCGCUUCUACGCAAGACAGCCACAUUCGAAUGAUAGAUCGCAAAGAUGGGAAACUGCUCGCAGCCUUCGGACCGAGCCAAGACAAAGAGCAAUCCUCGACAAUGCACGAGCCCAAUCCUUAUGUCUACAAGAACACCGAGCUGCGGAUCCGGUCCGUCUUUGCUCAAGCUGGUUCGAUUGUUCUGAGUGGAGGCGAAGCUACCAAAGGUGAUCGUCUCGGUGCUGCUGUCUUUGCUUGGGAUAUCCUGAGUGGAAACCUUGUGAGCACGAUACCAAUGGGUGAAAACGUUCAGGUCGUGAGCUGUGUGGCUUGGAAUCAGACAGGCAGCUGGGCGGGUGGAUGUUCAGAUGGUACCGUCCGGGUCUUUGGUUAA
Penicillium taxi is the source of this 2127-nucleotide messenger RNA. RefSeq names its product septin CDC12 (gene aspC). Gene Ontology annotation, cellular component: septin complex; microtubule cytoskeleton; cytosol. The record is from RefSeq and is a predicted model, not a curated record. Gene Ontology annotation, molecular function: GTP binding; GTPase activity; protein binding. Gene Ontology annotation, biological process: cytoskeleton-dependent cytokinesis. Lineage: Eukaryota; Fungi; Ascomycota; Eurotiomycetes; Eurotiales; Aspergillaceae. The transcript is spliced from 10 exons. Bases 1 to 2127 code for a protein of 708 amino acids.